This is a messenger RNA of Mirounga angustirostris (Northern elephant seal), 1664 nucleotides long. It is a transcript of the gene MFSD12, whose product is annotated as major facilitator superfamily domain containing 12. Lineage: Eukaryota; Metazoa; Chordata; Mammalia; Carnivora; Phocidae. The transcript has 8 exons. Gene Ontology annotation, biological process: carbohydrate transport. The record is from RefSeq and is a predicted model, not a curated record. Gene Ontology annotation, molecular function: symporter activity. The coding region runs from base 110 to 1552 and encodes 480 amino acids. Gene Ontology annotation, cellular component: plasma membrane.
CGGGGCGGGCUUGGGCGGUGGCGCGGGGAGAGCCGGGCGCGGACGGCUCGCGCGCGGGGUUCGCGUCUGCCGCGCGCCAGGCCGGCCGGCCCGGGUGCGGAGCGCGGCCAUGGGCCCGGGGCCCCCGGCGGCCGGAGCGGGGGCGCCGCCGCGGCCCCUGUCGGUGGCCGCGCGGCUGAGCUACGCGGUGGGCCACUUCCUCAACGACCUGUGCGCGUCCAUGUGGUUCACCUACCUGCUGCUCUACCUGCACUCGGUGCGCGCCUACAGCUCGCGCGGCGCCGGCCUGCUCCUGCUGCUCGGCCAGGUGGCCGACGGGCUGUGCACGCCCCUCGUGGGCUACGAGGCCGACCGCGCCGCCGGCCGCUGCGUGCGCUGCGGCCCCCGAAAGGCCUGGCACCUGGUCGGUACCAUCUGUGUCCUGCUGUCCUUCCCCUUCAUCUUCAGCCCGUGUCUGGGCUGCGGGGCAGCCACGCCCGAGUGGGCCGCCCUCCUCUACUACGCGCCCUUCAUCGUGAUCUUCCAGUUCGGCUGGGCGGCUACGCAGAUUGCCCACCUCAGCCUCAUCCCAGAGCUGGCCACCAGCGACCACGAGAAGGUGGAGCUCACGGCCCUCAGGUACGCCUUCACCGUGGUGGCCAGCAUCACCGUGUACAGUGCCGCCUGGGUGCUGCUCCACCUGCAGGGCUCCCCGAGCUUGGGGGGGGCCCGCAGGGUCACUGACCAGCUGGGCGUCCAAGACGUGCCGGUGUUCCAGAACCUCUCCCUGCUGGUGGUGGGAGUCGGGGCCGUCUCUUCGCUGCUGUUCCAUCUGGGCACCAGGGAAGGGCGCCGGCCUCGGGCGGAGGAGCCGGACGAGCACAGCCCGCUGCUGGCCCCCGCCACCGCCCGGCCCCUGCUGCUCUGGAAGCACUGGCUCCGGGAGCCGGCCUUCUAUCAGGUGGGCUUGCUGUACAUGAGCACGAGGCUCAUCGUGAACCUGUCCCAGACGUACAUAGCCAUGUAUCUCACCUACUCCCUCAACCUGCCCAAGAAGUUCAUCGCCACCAUCCCGCUGGUGAUGUACCUCAGCGGUUUCUGCUCCUCCUUCCUCAUGAAGCCAGUCAACAAGUGCAUCGGGAGGAACCUUGGAGAUUUGCUGCAGGGCCUGCAUGGGCUUCUACCGCUGGGUGAUGGUGGCCGCCACCGGCGGGGUGGGCGUGGCCGCCACCCUCUGUCUCUGCAGUCUCCUCAUCUGGCCCAUCCGCCUGCGGAGCUGGGACCCUGGAGCCCAGCCCUGAUUCCACAGGCGCCACGGUUGCCGUCCUGUGCACAUGAACUCUGUAUACUCCAGGACCAGCUGAGGCCAGGAGCAGCCCUCCCUUCGUGCCGCCCCCACCUCCCAUCCCUACCCCCGCAUCCUUGCCUGGCUGUGGGGGCAGGACGCUCAGGAUCCCAGACACGGAGCUCAGCGCUCUGGGAUCCAGGGGUGCGCCCGGCUCACCCCUCACCCCAGGCUCGGGUGCAGUUUGCUACAUGCCGCCAGGUCCCCCGACCACGACGUGGUCACUGAGCCUGACGGGAGCCUCAGGCAGGGGGUAGGGAGGAGCAAGGCCCAUGCUCUGUGCCCAGGCCACUGCUGGCCACGAAUAAAGAGCCACCCGUGGGUGAGGACUGUGGCCUCA